AUGGCGCAGCUUCCCGUAGCCAUCGCCGUGAGCCUCGCGGGAGGCGUGGCGCUCCUCCUUCGCCGCCGCGGCCGGCGGAAGCGGGACGACGCGAUCCGCGAAUCAGCGGAGGAGGUCGCGGAGGCGGGGGAAGGCGGGGAGGGGGAAGGCGGAGAGGGGGAGUAUGGGGAUCCGGCGGAAGACGACGAGGGGCUGGCGGAGGGGGAAGCCGGGGACGAGGCGGAGAUGGGGGAGGAGGGGGACGCGGGGGAAGCGGCGGAGGCAGCAGCGGGGUUGAAGCUGCUGAGGGAGGAGUUUGAAGCAGCCUUGUUCGAUGGCAAGGAAUUUGAUACUGACUGGGAUGAAUUCCCCUACCACAUCAGCAACCACGCCAAGGAGCACCUACUGGCGUCCUUCUUCGUUCAUCUCAAGCGCACGCGCCUUGCCAAGUUCGUCUCCUGCUUCCCCAACCUCAGCAACUGGAUCCUCCUCUCCGGACCUCCCGGCAGUGAGGUGUAUCAGGACACGCUAGUGAGGGCCAUUGCCAGGAAGCUCAACGCACGGCUCAUCGCUGUGGAUGCUGACAAGUUCCUCACCCCUGCGGACAUGUCAUCGGUGCCCAAGAGGAGGCCAGCAGCAGACAAGCCGCGUGAUUCACUCGACUCCACAGGCCUCUCCGACUCCCUCGACUCGCCUCUUUACGCGAGUUUGGCGAAGCAUCUGGUGGCGAUGGCAGCAAUGAUGGCUGUGGGGGUGGCCGUGGGGAACACACUGGGCACAGGCAGCGGCAGGGGCACCGGGGGCACGGGGGCAGGGUUGGACAGCAACAGUGGCGCCUACUCUCAGAGCGGCGAGGGGGAGGGGCAGGGCGGAGGGGAUGAGUAUGGGUUUGGGAGUGGCGGAGGGGAGGAGGAUGGGGCGACGACCAGGGCGCUGAGAGUGGGGGACCGUGUCACCUAUGUGAACGUGGAUGGCUACAGCACGGACGUGCCUGUGCCCAGCCGCCCCCCUAGAGGAGCCACAGGGCAGGUGGUGGCGACAUACGAGACGGUGGGGGUGCGCUUUGACUCGCCUGUGCCGGGAGGCCACUCCCUCAGUGGCCUCUGUGACGGCGGCCAUGGCCACAUCUGCUACGGCUCACAACUCAACUCGCGUCGUCUGAAUCUGCUUGCCGCCUGCCCGGCCAAUCAGGUGCUGGAAAAGGAGCUGCCACGUGGGCCAAUCAUUGUCUUCAUCCGCGACGCGCAGCGAUUGGCCGAGGCCUCCUCAAGUGCCGCCCAGUUUGAGGCGCAAAUGAGCCGACUGGUGGGGCCCAUCGUGUUUGUCGGCUCUGUCGCUCGCUCCGAAUCCUCCUCCGCUGUCGCUGCUACAAAAGAUGCGGUCGCUAAGGUGAUAGUUUGGAUUGUGUCUGCCUCUUUUGUCUCUGCAAUUGUGUCUAGUGCCUCUUCCCCUUACAGUCGUUGUGGAUUCCCCCUUACUGUUUCCCUGCCUCGCACUUCUCGUCUCUCCUCCCUGCCUCUCCGCCCCCCUUCCCCCAAAUCUGUGCCGCGCUGUGACUCCAGGAUGCAGCAGAGGGGGGGGCAGGGGGGGCGGCAUAAAGCAGUGGAUGCAGCAGAGGGGGCGGCAGGAGGGACGGCAGCAGCAGCCGCCGGGCCUGCCAGCACGGCUUGGGAGCCGCUCAGUGACAUGUUUCCGAACCGCUUCGUGGUUCGGCAGCCCAGGGCAGGUCCGGCGGCGGAGGUGUGGGCGAAGCUGAUGGAGAGAGACGCACAGCUCAUGCAGAUGUUGGCCAACCGACGGAUGCUGGAGAAGGUCAUGGCAACCAACGAGCUCACCUGCAAUGACAUGGACAAAGUCACUUUCACUGAGCCUCUAUCAGAAGAAGAGGCGGAACAGGUGGUGGGGCUGGCAGCAGCACACGCCAUCAUGCAGGGCGCAGCAGAGGGGGCGAAGGGAGGCGCUGAGGAGACGAGCAAGGGAGAGACCGCGAUAAAGGCAAAGGCGAAGGAGAAGGAGAAGGAGAAGGAGAAGGAGAAGGAGAAGGAGAAGGAGGGGGACAGCGAGAAGGGGAAGGACGAGGAGAGGAAGGAGGGGGAGGAGGAGAGGGAAGUGGAGGUGGAUGAGGGCGAGAGUGACGGAGGCGAGCUUGUCAUUUCAGCUGAGAGGUGGGCGUUAGAGCAGCGGUGCAGCAUCGUAGAGCCUCAUAAGAUCACAUCAGCCAACAAGUUUGAAGAGCGUCUACUAGCAGAAGUCGUGCCUCCAGAAGGGGUCGGAGUGACGUUCAGCCAGAUCGGAGCUCUAGAGGCCGUGAAGGACACUCUCAAAGAGCUCGUGAUGCUACCUCUCAGGCGCCCAGAGCUCUUCACACCUUGUGCCCCUCUGUCUCCCUCUUCCCCUCUCCUCCCUCUUCCCCCCCUCCCCUACCUGUUCCCUCUUUAUCCCUCCUUCAAUGCAGAAAAUCACAUCAGCCAACAAAAAAUCACAUCAGCCAACAAGUUCGAAGAGCGUCUACUAGCAGAGGUGGUCCCCCCAGAAGAGGUGGGAGUGACGUUCAGCCAGAUCGGUGCACUGGAGGCCGUGAAGGACACACUCAAAGAACUCGUCAUGCUGCCUCUCAGACGCCCAGAGCUCUUCACGCGCGGGCAGCUGACGCGGCCGUGCAAGGGCAUUCUGCUGUUUGGCCCGCCCGGCACCGGCAAGACCAUGCUCGCCAAGGCCGUUGCCACUGAGGCUGGGGCGAGCUUCAUCAACAUCUCCAUGAGUGCUGUGCUGCACAAGUGGUUGGGAGAGGCGGAGAAGUCAGUGAAGGCGAUCUUCUCGGUGGCCAGUAAGAUGGCGCCAGCUGUCGUGUUUGUGGAUGAGGUGGACAGCCUGCUGGGGCGGCGCGGGCAGUGGGGGGAGCACGAGGCGAUGCGCAAGGUGAAGAACGAGUUCAUGGCGUGCUGGGACGGGCUGCGCACCCGGGCGCAUGAACGGGUGCUGGUUCUCGCGGCCACGAAUCGACCGUUCGAUCUUGACGACGCCAUCAUCCGACGGUUCCCACGACGUCUGAUGGUGGACCUACCAGAUGCGGACAACAGGGAGAAGAUCCUGCGGGUGAUUCUAAAGGACGAGGAGGUGGAGGAGGGGUUUGACUAUAAGGAGCUCGCUGCCAUGACCGAGGGGUACUCAGGAAGCGACCUCAAGGUGCGUGGUCCACUCAAGGACGAGGAGGUGGAGCAGGGCUUUGAGUACAAGGAGCUCGCUGCCAUGACUGAGGGGUACUUGGGGAGUGACCUCAAGAAGAGGCUGCAGCUGGAGGAAGCUUCCAAGAAGGCGGAGAGCUCAACUGCAGCAGCAGGAGGAGUGCCAAAAGCACCACCACCCGCACCAGACGCUGCUGCUGCAACUGCUGCUGGGAGCAGUGAGGGAGGUGGAGGGGGACAAGGUGCAGAGAGCGGUGAUGGGUUGGAUGGUAGUGGUAUGGCCGGCAGUGAGGUGGGUGCCAAGCAGGUUCUGUUUAUUGAGGGCGAUGAGGCUGGGGAGAAAAGCUGCUUGGAGGUUGCUUGUAAUGGAGAUUCUUCUAACGAGAACGGGGUAGAAGAUGAGCGGAGUGCUGCACUGAAGGACCGCGAAGGUAGACCAUGCGUUGGAGAGGUGAUCAAAAUGAACGGCACUGUGCCGAGUUCCGAGCUAGUAGACGGUGCUUUAGCGAGUGACCGUUCCAUGAAUGGCGUUUCAGAGAGUGUGAAUGCAGGUGAAGAGCAUGCGGUAUGCAGGAAAGAUGCCAGGUCAGCAGGAGGGCGGAGCAUGGAAGGAGGAGUAGCAGAGCAAUUGCGGGCAGAUGAGAGUCAAGCUAAUGAGGGUGAAUCUGUAGCAGGGGAGGCUGGGAGCGACAGGGACAGAGGGAAUGAGAGGGUUGCAGGGGAUGACUGUGCUGCGGUGGCAGGGGGCAGUAUGGUUGCUGGGGACAAUGCCGUUGCAUUGGAGAGUGAAGGUGAAGGGGUUUCUGAAAGGAAAGAGGCUGCAACUGCAAAACCACAAGGUGAAGAAGCAGGUUCAUUGACCAGUUCACGGGAUAACGAGGACAGAGGGGAUGAAAAGGGGCGGAGUGAGAAGGUGGAGGGAAGGGAGGGAGAAGCAGAGGACGCAGCAGAAGAAGCGGCGAAAGAAGCAGCAGAGGAGGCAGAAGAGGAGGCGCUAGUGAGGGGCAUAGUGGAGGAUAUCUUAAGGCGGGGCGCUGAUGGUAGCAGUGACUCCCCUGCUGACCUGUGCGCUGACAUGGCAGCUGCGCUUCAGAUGGUCAAGGAGAUCACAUGUGAGGACGACACGUCAGCAACAGAUGCCGAAGAAAGGGGAGGUGAUUCAGGCGCAGAGGGGCAAGGCAAAGCUGGCGAUAAAAGCGCAGGUGAAGGUGAAGCAGAGAGUAAAGAUGUGGAUGGCAACCCAGGAGGCUCAGGAAACACUGUGAGAGACUAUUCAGGUUCAGGAGAGGCUCAAAGACAAGGCCAGUCGCAGUCACAAGCACCAGACUCCGCAACUUCUCUCCCUCGCCCUCGCAGUGUCUCGCUCCUCCAAUUGGCCGAGGACAGCUGGCGCGAGCGCACUGGUGCAGGCCUGUCGGGGCUGGGCAAGGCAGGAGCAGGCGGUGCUGCUGGCAGUGGUAGCAGCAGCGGUGGUGGUGGCGGUGGUAACCGCGUGUUACGGCUGCGGCCAAUCACGAUGGCGGACAUGCGGGCGGCGAAGCAGCAGGUGGCGCCAAGCACAGCGGGGGACAGCAGCAGCAUGGCGGAGCUGAGGCAGUGGAACGACCUCUAUGGGGAGGGCGGCUCACGCAAGAAGGAGAAACUCUCCUACUUCCUCUGA
Closterium sp. Yama58-4 is the source of this 4824-nucleotide messenger RNA. Lineage: Eukaryota; Viridiplantae; Streptophyta; Zygnematophyceae; Desmidiales; Closteriaceae. The record is from the annotation of a GenBank genome assembly.